AGUCUUACCCGUUUGUCGCCAGUGGGUGUGUAAGUAAGUCGUGUGCGCGGCUGCGGUGCGUGCGUAUGGGCGCGUUUGCGUGUGCGUGAGGUAGAUAGCGGAAAGUCAGAAAGUCGGUAAGCGAGACACACAGUCCCGCGAAAAUAGAACAGCGAGAGUGUUUAACGGCUUUCGGUAUAAAAUCAGCGUCUGAGCGUUGAUUUCGACUUAAUACGAAAGCGGGUUUAAUCGUUUUCGCCCGCCAACAUCCGUGACUUUUGCUUUCCCGAGGUGGACAACAAUCUCAACAAAUGCGCCCACGUACGCGCGCGCACACACACACACACACGCACAUACGCAUGCACGUGUAUAGCGGCUUCUUUGUCAUUUAAUAGUUCGAUAUUGCAAACCCGUUUCGCUCCGAACAACCGGAGUCCGUCCGGCAAUUUUUCUCGCUUUCCUCGCCUCGCAACCCGAGGCGGCCGCCCGCUCGUGACGUAAAAGGUGCUACGCGCCUCUCUCGCGCGCGCGCGUCAUUUGGUUUUCAACUAUCUCUUUAUCGAGACCAGUCCGAAUUCCGAACGACGAGAGAACGCGGGCGAGAGUGAGCGUGGAGCUGCUCAUAGGAAAGCGACAGCUAUUCGGAAGUGCAAUCGGCUCCGCCACGUAAACCACGGCUCGGCCGCCUGUUGCUCGCGGGUCCGCGUGAAUCGUACAUUCCGUCGUUAAUCGUGUGACCGGGACGACACCGCGGACUCGCGCUCCCCACUAUCUUAUCGCGGUGGUCCAACGGUGACACUCAUCAACCAAUCAGACCGGAGAAUCACUGAGGCUCGACCGCACACAAUAUAUUCGGAUAUCGCAUAUAAAGAAGCCUUUCCGACGAAUACGACGAGUAUGCCGCCCAAACUCCACACUAUCAGCUGGCAGGACUUGACGCGAAUUUCGCGGCAGUUCGACGGAAGCAGGAACUUCUUCGUUCGUUCUGGCUUCAGAGACAGCAUUCUCGAACGGACGAAUUUCAACUGGACUCAUGCUACGAAGAUCAACAGCCGUUCCAUACACCUGUUAACACCGUCCGCUUUCAGAAACGAAAGACUUCGCAAGAUGCCACACGCCGUCGAGACUUAUCGUCAGUCCCCAAUCCCGAAAUUUCUGGUAACCCACGCGGCGAAAAAUCCGUCGAUCAAAUACGAUUACGAUUAUGUUGGCAAAAUCCCGCUAUUGAAUGCAUCGACGAUAGAGAUUUCGGCGAAACUUCGCCACUACAUUGAGGAGUGCGCUUCGCUAUGCUGUCCCAAGGAUAUUUACAUUUGCAACGGUACGGAAGCGGAAUACAUGCAGCUACUGAAGAUCCUCCAGAAAAACGACACUAUCGAAAGUUUACCGAAAUACGAAAACUGCUGGCUGGCUAAAACAAACCCCGCGGAUGUCGCGCGUGUCGAGAAACGUACGUUUAUCAGUACAGACGUAAAGAAUGACACAAUCCCUACACCGCGUAAAGGCAUAAUCGGAGAGCUCGGCAACUGGAUCUCCCCGAACGACAUGGACGAGGCUAUCAUGGAACGUUUUCCGGGUUGUAUGAAAGGACGCACCAUGUACGUGAUUCCCUUCAGCAUGGGGCCCGUGGGUUCCCCACUUUCAAAAAUCGGCAUCGAAAUCACCGAUUCGGCCUACGUGGUCUGCUCGAUGAGGGUGAUGACUAGGAUGGGAGGUAAGGUGCUCGAGACUCUGGGAAACGACGACUUCGUCAAGUGUUUGCACUCGGUGGGCGUUCCGAGGCAUGAUUCCAAGACCAUCGUGAACUACUCGUGGCCGUGCGAUCCCGAGAGGACGAUUAUCCUUCACCGACCUGCCAAGAAUGAGAUCGUGUCUUAUGGAAGUGGCUACGGCGGCAAUUCCUUGCUAGGAAAGAAAUGUUUCGCACUCCGCAUUGGCUCGACGAUAGCCAGGAAGGAAGGAUGGCUCGCCGAACACAUGCUCAUAUUGGGCAUUACGAAUCCUAAGGGCAAGAAGCGUUACAUCGCCGCCGCUUUUCCGAGUGCCUGCGGCAAGACGAAUUUAGCGAUGAUGCAGCCUACUCUGCCAGGGUACAAAAUCGAAUGCGUCGGUGACGACAUUGCGUGGAUGAGAUUCGACGAUAAGGGACGAUUGCGCGCUAUCAAUCCGGAGAAUGGAUUUUUCGGCGUCGCACCCGGCACAAGCUCGGCGACGAAUCCCAACGCCAUGAAGACGAUCUUCAGGAAUACCAUCUUCACCAACGUGGCCUCCACUAGCGACGGCGGAGUCUAUUGGGAAGGAAUGGAGAAAGAAGUUGGAAAACAUGUCCAGGUGGUAGACUGGAGAGGAAACGAUUGGGUCAAAGGUUCCAAAACGCCAGCCGCGCAUCCGAAUUCGAGAUUUUGCUCUCCAGCUAAGCAAUGCCCUAUAAUCGAUCCUGCUUGGGAAGAUCCAGCCGGUGUCCCAAUUGACGCUAUACUAUUCGGAGGCCGAAGGCCCGAGGGUGUACCUUUAGUUUAUCAAGCUCGAAGCUGGCAGCAUGGCGUUUUCAUCGGCGCUUCAAUGAGAUCCGAGGCUACAGCUGCCGCUGAACACAAGGGUAAAAUAAUUAUGCACGAUCCGUUCGCGAUGAGACCGUUCUUCGGCUACAACUUCGGGCAUUAUCUCUCGCACUGGCUAAGCAUGGCGAACGCGAACAACGCCAAGUUGCCGUCGGUAUUCCACGUGAACUGGUUCAGGAAAAGCAACGACGGCAAGUUCCUGUGGCCAGGAUUUGGCGAAAACUCACGUGUCCUCGACUGGAUUCUCCGAAGGAUUGACGGCGAGGACAUCGCCGCGGAGUCCGCUAUCGGCAUGCUACCGACGCCAGGAUCUAUUAAUGUGGACAAUCUUAAAGAGAACGUGGACAUGGAGGAGCUGUUCCGACUGCCGAAAAGUUUUUGGCAGAAAGAGGUCGCAGCUUUGGAAGAAUAUUUUGACGCUCAGGUGGGACGAGAUUUACCUGAAGCUAUCGCACUGGAACUCAAACGUCUUUCUUAUAACGUCAACAAUCUUUAAUUUUCUCGAAACUCCCGAGAACUAUCGACGUUCUGAUAUCUCCGCUAAGAAAAAUUCGAAGUAUUCAUAUCCGAGGGUAAAGUUUCGCGGCUAUCGGUGGGGUCCGGAGCGGUGGAGGGGAGAUGCGGAGGCGGCUCGUAGAUAAACGAAGAGCACUGACACUUCCGAUUGUAAUUUCUAUCGCCGGUGCCUUCGUCGACUAAUCACACUUGACGAAAACGACUAUUGUAAUUAUAAAUACGAAUAUAUUGACUACCAACAUGCGACAAAAAAUUUUUCAUAUUUAUCUCGUGUGACUACAAAAUAUAACAAUGUUUCUUAUACAUUUUA
Odontomachus brunneus is the source of this 3366-nucleotide messenger RNA. Its product is annotated as phosphoenolpyruvate carboxykinase [GTP]-like. Gene Ontology annotation, molecular function: phosphoenolpyruvate carboxykinase (GTP) activity; GTP binding; manganese ion binding. NCBI's taxonomy places the organism in Eukaryota, Metazoa, Arthropoda, Insecta, Hymenoptera, Formicidae. The transcript has 7 exons. The record is from RefSeq and is a predicted model, not a curated record. Gene Ontology annotation, biological process: response to starvation; cellular response to dexamethasone stimulus; hepatocyte differentiation. Gene Ontology annotation, cellular component: cytosol. Bases 877 to 3036 code for a protein of 719 amino acids.